Molecule: messenger RNA, 465 nt
Organism: Uncinocarpus reesii 1704
Lineage: Eukaryota; Fungi; Ascomycota; Eurotiomycetes; Onygenales; Onygenaceae
Exons: 3
Coding region: 1-465 (154 amino acids)
Cellular component (GO): endoplasmic reticulum; membrane
Molecular function (GO): protein-macromolecule adaptor activity
Source: RefSeq, a predicted model, not a curated record
AUGUCCCUUGCCUCUUAUUUACCGCAGCACGAGGGCUAUCUCCCCAAAUGGCUUCUCUUGGUCUCCGUCGUGUCAACCCUUAAUACCCUCCAAGCCUACGCGAACCCGACUUACACCGGUCAACUCUACGCCGCUACCCCAGUCACCCCCUUAUCCUCGCGUAAAUUCGGGACCUGGACAUUCCUCUCCUCCGUCAUCCGUCUCUACGCUGCGUAUUACAUCACUGAUCAACAUGUGUAUGACCUGGCGAUAUGGACGUACGGAAUUGCAUUGACUCAUUUUGUGAGCGAAUGGCUGGUGUUUGGAAGUGCCAGGGCAAAAGGUAGAUUUCUGAGCCCGUUGGUGGUCGCAAGCGCGAGUUUUACGUGGAUGAUGACACAGAGAGGGUGGCCAUGGCGUCUCGAGCGUGGAGUGUGGCGUGUGGAUGAUUUCAGCGCAGCGCGGGCUAUUGCCCAUUUCCUAUAA